Messenger RNA from Tripterygium wilfordii, 639 nucleotides. Its product is annotated as cytochrome P450 71D7-like. Gene Ontology annotation, molecular function: oxidoreductase activity, acting on paired donors, with incorporation or reduction of molecular oxygen; heme binding; monooxygenase activity. The transcript is spliced from 2 exons. The record is from RefSeq and is a predicted model, not a curated record. The coding region runs from base 1 to 639 and encodes 212 amino acids. Lineage: Eukaryota; Viridiplantae; Streptophyta; Magnoliopsida; Celastrales; Celastraceae.
AUGGCUCUCCUCUUCUUCUUCGUUCCAGCUUCAGUGACCACUGCAUCGUCAGGAUCGUCUACGGUUUAUCUUCAAUGCCCUAAUGAAUCUGUUUUAAAUCUUGAUAGCAACUGCAGCUUCAUCCCCAUCAGGGAUCAUCAAUUUCCUUCUUUUCCAGUUCGCUUGAGCUUUCUUGUUUUCAUAUUUAUGCUGCUGAGAAUAUGGAGUAAAUCAGAGGACAAGAAGUCAAAUUCGGUCGCACCACCAGGUCCAUGGAAGCUACCCCUUAUAGGAAACAUGCAUCGAAUGAUCGGCUCUCUGCCCCAUUGCCGCCUACUAGAUUUAGCCACAAAAUACGGACCUAUCAUGCAUCUUCAGCUAGGUGAAGUCUCCACUGUUAUCUUUUCUUCGCCAGAAGUUGCCAAAGAAGUACUGAAAACAAAUGACAUUAAAUUUGCCACAUCUUAUAGCCUUGCCGCAGAUAUCAUAUACUAUAACAUUAAAAAUAUUGGAUUUGCGCCAUAUGGAGAGUACAGGAGACAGAUGCGUAAAAUCUGCAUAAUGGAGGUCUUCAGUGGUAGAAGGGUUCAAGCGGCACAACCAAUAAGAGAAGAAGAGGUACUAGAGUUCGUUAAAUCCAUUUCUCUUAAGGCGAGAUAA